UUCCUCUUGCCUUUUUACCUAAUUUGUUCAGGUCUUUACGAAGGUGGUGUUUGGAAAGUGAGGGUCGAUUUACCUGAAAAAUACCCAUUCAAGUCUCCAUCUAUAGGUAAGCUAUGUACAGCUGCUGUAUUUAUCUUUAGAUUAACCUACUGUCACUGAGAUUUGCAAUCACCUCAUUCCUUUGCACCAACACUUCUUUGCAAAGAGUUGAUGAAAAUUGUGUUGAAGCCCUGGGACCGGAAAAACACAAAUAUUGAUGUGCAGGAUAACUUGUAACAUCUGAAUUUCAGCCCAAUGAAGUCCUGAUAUUGGGUUUUGCAACAGGUCCCUUUCGGAAUGUUUUGUGAGGAAGCUGAAUAUUUUUUUCUUGUACAUGCAGUGGAUGUGAAUUUGAUUCAUGCUGCUCAUAGAUUGUAACUGAUUUUCACACCAUCAUAAAGAGAAUGCACAAAUUUGUAAUCUGUUUUUUUAACAAUGCAGUGUAUUGAAGAAAUAUGGUUUAAUGCAUUUUUAUGUUACCACCUCUAAACUUCUUUAGCACUGUCUUCCAAUACAGCUCACUUUUUUAGUGAUGAUUAUCAUGUUUGAAAAAUAGUACAACUGUCACGUGCAAAAAUGUGAAUUGAAAUUAUUUAAUUUUGUGUUUUCUGUGUUCAAUCCUGAUAAAACUUGACUUUGAUAUAUUUUUUCUUUUACUUUUUUUUAAAGGUUUUAUCAACAAGAUUUUCCAUCCAAACAUAGACGAAGCGUAAGUUUUUCUCUGUCUUUGUUUUAUUGUGUUGCAAACAAAAGUAGUACUUCAAAUAUGCUAGUAAUGAGGUAUUGAUGGUCUGUAACAUCUUCGUAGUUCUGGGACAGUUUGCCUUGAUGUGAUCAACCAAGCUUGGACUGCGUUGUAUGGUUAGUGCUCGUAAAAGAUAACAAGAUUGAAGAAGAAUAAAUCUUUAACAGUGAAACAUCGAUUAAUUUUAAUGAACCUAAGUUAUAUGUCGCAGUGCCGUAGUAAUAGUAAAAUAUACUGAAAAGAACUUUGAUGAUGAAACCUUGUUACAGCGACCAUAUUUUGCCAGUCUCUUGGCCCUUCAUUAUAUUGAGGUUCCACUGUAUUUUAUUUGUGUGUGCUAAUCUGGAAUGCACAACCCUAGAAGCUAGUUUCUUGUUUUGUUUUGAUGUUUGUUUGCUAUUACUAUUUCCGAUGGACCUCAAUACAAGUAAGAGUGUCUCACUGGUUAUCCAAACACCUUAAAGUCUUUUGACGAAUUCGCUAUUUGGAGAUAACAUUGAGACAAUCCAUUUUCUAGUGUUUAUUGUAUGAUUGUACUGAUUGUGAACAGGGAGAAAAAGGGAUCAGUUAAGUAUGUUUAAUGUCCAUGUGGUAAGCAUCCAUUAUGACAUAUUAUUUUCCCUUGAAAUCACCUUCAUUGUCAGUAGCUUCAAGCAAGCUUGAAUGUUCUGCUGUAUAAUAUAUAGAUUGAAGCAUGUUUUUGUGUCAUUGUGGAGUUUAUAUUAAAAAAUCUGAUCAGUAAAUGCAGGAUUUCAUUUCUCAAAUCUUUGGAACCAUAUUUAUUGAUUGCUCUACCUUUUUUGUGACUUGGGCCUACCCAACCAUCACCAAGUGAUUUCUGUUUUUUUUUCCUGUGUCAGAUUUGUCAAACAUCUUUGAGUCUUUUUUACCUCAACUUCUGUCUUACCCUAACCCUGUUGAUCCCUUGAACGGAGAUGCAGCCGCUCUUUACCUUCACAAACCAGAACAGUAUAAAGAAAAAAUAAAAGGUAUGAUUGACUAAUUAGUACACUUGUGGAAAAAGUAUCAGUGAGCCUAUUUAGGGCCUCAUUCUCUCCACAUCCAUUUUUGAAAACCACUGGCCACCUAUCACAACUCAAAAACCUUGCAUGUUUGGUGUACACUGACCAAUGUAGCUUUUAUAGUUCUGUGUUUUUUUCUCUUUAAUUCCUUGAGAACUUACUACUGAGGAUUGUGUGUAUAAAUUUAUUCCUUUCAAAAGGAAGUUAGUAGACAAAAAACUUUGCCACGUUAUGAUAAUGACAAAGAGGUCUGAGUGAAGUUUUGUCAUCAAAGGAUUUUAUCCACAGACAGUGACAGACUGAAAAUUAGAACUACAUUCUUUGUCUUCAUUAUAAUUUGUGAAGUGAAAGGAUUAUGCUAAUAUGGUGACUUCAUUGUUACUAGAAUAUAUUAAGAAAUAUGCAACAGAAGAGGCAUUGAAAGACCAAGAAGAAAUGUCAUCAUCAAGUGAAAGUUCAAUUAGUGACUUUUCAGAAGAUGAAGCUCAAGACAUGGAGCUCUGACAUCAGAGGACUCACUUUUGNUACAUUCUUUGUCUUCAUUAUAAUUUGUAAAGUGAAAGGAUUAUGCUAAUAUGUUGACUUCAUUGUUACUAGAAUAUAUUAAGAAAUAUGCAACAGAAGAGGCAUUGAAAGACCAAGAAGAAAUGUCAUCAUCAAGUGAAAGUUCAAUUAGUGACUUUUCAGAAGAUGAAGCUCAAGACAUGGAGCUCUGA
Messenger RNA from Porites evermanni, 2522 nucleotides. The record is from the annotation of a GenBank genome assembly. Lineage: Eukaryota; Metazoa; Cnidaria; Anthozoa; Scleractinia; Poritidae.